Messenger RNA from Pipistrellus nathusii (Nathusius's pipistrelle), 735 nucleotides. NCBI's taxonomy places the organism in Eukaryota, Metazoa, Chordata, Mammalia, Chiroptera, Vespertilionidae. The record is from the annotation of a GenBank genome assembly.
AUGCCUGGCCCUUGGUUGCUGCUCGCCAUGGCUUUGACCCUGACCCUGACCCUGACCGGUGUCCCCGGAGGCCAAGCCCAACCCGAGGAGCACCAGCAGAAGGAUGGGAUGGUCACACAGUACCUGUACCUCAGGAAUCUCCUGGACACCCUCCUCCAACAGGAGGACCCCCGAGAGCUGCUAGGGCUCCCAGAAAAUCAAAAUCCCGAAUCAGAGUCCCAGGACGUUGAGUCCAACGAGCUCUCGAAGCGUCAGCAUCCAGGCAAAAGGGAGGAGGAGGCAGAGGAGGGAGCUGAAGGGGAGGAAGAAGAAGGAGAGGCUCUGGGGCCCCACCAGCGGCAGCGUCCAGGCCCGUGGGAGAGUGCGGCCAAGUGGCCAGGGGAUGUGUCCCCGCAGAAGCGGCAGCACCCCGGCCGGCGCUCCUCCUUCUGGCUGGGGUAUGCUUUCACCAAGAGGCAGCACCCCGGCCGACGGCUGGUGGACCCCAAGGCCCAAAGGAGCUGGGGAGAGGCGGAGGAAGGAAAGGAGGAGGAGAAGAGAGAGCUGAUGCCUGAGAAACGCCAGCAUCCGGGCAAGAGAGCCUCUGGAGGCCCGUGUGGGCUCCAGGGAGACUGCGGUCAGGCCAGCCUCCUGCUGGGGCUCCUGGAUGACCUGAGCAGGGGCCAGAGGUCUGAGGAGAAGCGGCAGCACCCUGGACGGCGGGCGGCCUGGGCCGGGGAGCCCCUGGAGGAGUGA